CGAAUUGGGCAUGAGAGCGAGAGCGACACUUGUUGAGAAAUAUUGUGUGACUGAUAAAAUAAUAUUUAGUUUUUUUUUUAUAUUUUUUUCAACAAUUGAUCUUUAAUUUUCUUCCAAAAUUUUAUUUUAGACUUUUUUUUCAUUUCCUUUCCUUUUCCCUUCCAACACCCUCGUUCCAAAACCCAGGCUUGCACUUGCAUUCUGUUUUUCGAAUCCUCACUGCCGAAAAUCAUUCAUUUUCCCCAAUUGUUCAGGAAGAAAGCAUGUCAUUCGUAGUACUUAAAAGAUCAUGUAAUAAAUAUUCAUUUAUCUCUCAAAACCCUAGAAUCAGAAAACCCCUUGUUUCAUUCCUAUUUCGUUCUUUUUCCGAACCCCAAACCAGAACGAUAUACUCACAAUCUCACCAUUUACUCGGUUCAAAUCCAAAUAACCCUUCGUUUCCAAUUUGGGCUGUUUUUCAAUCUCGUUUUUUUUCAAGUUCGGAUUCAAAAUGCUUAGUUCUGGGUUCUAAGAAUGGCUUUUUGAAGAAAAAUAUUUCUGGGUUUUGUGGUUGUCUGCUUCGAACAGGGAAAAGCACUUCUGGGUCUCAUGAAUUUGUUGUUCCAACAAGUUGGGUUCGGUUUUUUGGUUCGCAGGCCGCCAUUGAACCUUCAACCUCUGACGGUCUCACUGUCGAACGCAUUAUUUCAAGUCAAUGGGCAAUUCAUGAUGAGAGUGAGAGUGAUUGGAAGAGUCAUGCUUCUGCAAUUGCUCAAUCCAUUCACCUAAUCAAAAAACGUUUACAGUGGAAGAAAUUGUUAGUUAGGUUGGAGAUGUUAUCGGUGCAGCUUAAUAAGCCGGAUCUCUGGGAUGAUCCCAUUAAGGCGGGGAAGAUAAGCCGCGAGCAUGGCUCGCUUAUGGGCAAAAUGAAGGAGGUGAAAUCAUUUGAGGAAGAACUGCUUGAGCAUAUUGAGAUGAUAAAGCUUGCUCGUGAAGAGAAUGACACACAGUUGGAGUCGGAAUUACUUAACGCUUUACUAAGAAUGAGAAGAGAUUCAAAGGAGAAAGAGCUUGAAGCUUUGUUAUCUGGGGAGCAUGAUUCUUGUUCUUGUUUCAUUGAGGUCCAAGCUGGAGCUGGAGGUACUGAAAGCAUGGACUGGGCUUCUAUGGUCAUGCAAAUGUACAAAAUGUGGGCUCAAAACCGUGGAUAUGGAGUUACUGUAGUUGAUGAAAUGCCUGGUGAGCUUGCAGGAAUCAAGCGGGCAACAAUCAAAGUCGAUGGUGAAUAUGCAUUUGGAUAUGCCAAAGCAGAAGUAGGAGUGCACAGAUUGGUGCGUAUCUCACCAUUUGAUAGCAAUAAACGACGGCAUACUUCAUUUGCUGCUGUGGCUGUAAUCCCAAUCCUGGGUGAUGCUUUUUCCCAUGUUCAAAUCAAUGAAUCUGAUCUUCGCAUCGAUCGAUACCGUUCUGGAGGAGCUGGUGGUCAGAGUGUCAACACAACUGACAGUGCUGUGAGGAUAACUCAUAUUCCUACUGGAAUCACUGCUUCUUGUCAAAAUGAAAGGUCGCAACAUCAAAACAAGGCUUCUGCCAUGGCUGUACUUCAAUCUCGGCUAGAUCAGCUUGAGAUGGCUCGCCAGGCUCAGAUGAAUGCACAACAUACACAAUCUCUUACUGAUAUUAGUUGGGGCAACCAGAUACGCACUUACGUGCUUCAUCCAUACCGUAUGGUCAAGGAUCUUCGGACUAAUUACGAGGUAUCAGACCCUGAUUCUGUUCUCGAGGGUGAUCUUGAUGACUUCAUCUUGCACUUUUUAUCAGUUUCCUUGGAUAAAGAUGAUCACAUGUAAAAAGUUCAGAUUUUAGCAGUACUCUGCACAUCUACAGGAAGUUGAUUACAUGCUGCAUGGUUCGAAUGUAACUUGUGAUCUCAGUAAAAAGCUCAUGAUCCCAUUCUAGUUUUCCAGAAUUUUUGACUGGUGGGAAAAGCAGUAGCAGUUACAAGUCAUAUCAGCAUAGGUUCUACAUUACUAUGAUGAAAGGAUGGGAUUGUUUUCGGAUUGUAGAGAACAUAGCAUUUGAUAUACUAGUGAAAGGCGGGAAGUAGUUAUUCUGCAUUUUUUUUCUCACUGAUUGAGAUAAACAAUAAUUGUUCUUUGAAAUCUUAUUAUUGUCGGUACUAUUUUGUAAUGUAGUUUGUUUGGCUAAA
Messenger RNA from Cornus florida, 2188 nucleotides. Its product is annotated as peptide chain release factor PrfB2, chloroplastic. The transcript has 7 exons. Lineage: Eukaryota; Viridiplantae; Streptophyta; Magnoliopsida; Cornales; Cornaceae. Gene Ontology annotation, molecular function: translation release factor activity, codon specific. Gene Ontology annotation, cellular component: cytoplasm. The coding region runs from base 264 to 1829 and encodes 521 amino acids. Gene Ontology annotation, biological process: translational termination. The record is from RefSeq and is a predicted model, not a curated record.